Messenger RNA from Rosa chinensis, 3525 nucleotides. Its product is annotated as probable LRR receptor-like serine/threonine-protein kinase At1g07650. Gene Ontology annotation, molecular function: ATP binding; protein binding; protein kinase activity. Gene Ontology annotation, biological process: protein phosphorylation. The coding region runs from base 30 to 3209 and encodes 1059 amino acids. The transcript is spliced from 24 exons. The record is from RefSeq and is a predicted model, not a curated record. Lineage: Eukaryota; Viridiplantae; Streptophyta; Magnoliopsida; Rosales; Rosaceae.
GCUAAAAAUUAUGCAGAGAUAUUUACUUUAUGACCGACGAGCUAGCUCAUCAAGAAGGUGGAACAAAUAUCCGGAAGCAGAUUAGUAUUGGAUGCAAGAAGAAAAUGAAGAUGGCAAUUGGAGCUGGGCUACUUCUUCCUAAUAGUCGUCGGAAAACCAUCAUGAACCUCAUCGUGGUGGUGAUACUGGUUCUCUGCAAUACUGGAUUACUCAAAGUUGACGCGCUUACAACUCGUCUUCCUGCUUCUGAAGUUGAAGCCCUAGAAGAAAUUGCUAAACAAAUAGGAAAAAAAGACUGGGAUUUCACAGUAGACCCGUGCCUGAAUGACACAACCCACACAAGCUGGGCUACCCCAAAGCCUGCUGACAGGCCUCUCUUCAACAACACCCUCACUUGCAACUGCUCCUUCCCUGAUGGCUCGUGUCAUGUCAUUAACAUUAUUCUUAGAGGGCAAGAUCUUGCUGGUGUUCUUCCAGCAUCUAUUGCAAAGUUACCCUACCUUACACUAAUCGAUUUCACGAGGAACUUUCUUAGUGGUAAUAUACCGAGUGAAUGGGCUUCUACAAAGCUGGAAUAUAUGUCCUUUAAUGUGAACAACUUAACUGGACCAAUCCCUGCUUUCUUGGGAAACAUCACCACUCUAAAAUACUUGAACCUUGAGACUAACAUGUUUUCUGGAACUGUUCCUCCUGAGCUUGGGAAGUUGGUUAACUUGCAGAAUCUCAUUAUUAGUACAAACAAUCUCACGGGAGUGUUGCCAGUGAAUCUCACUAGACUGAGCAAAUUAGCAGAACUGAGAAUUAGCAGUAACAACUUCACUGGAAGAAUUCCGGAUUAUUUCCAGAGUUGGAAUCAACUUACGCAAUUGGAGAUCCAAGCUAGUGGUUUACAAGGCCCCAUUCCAUCUAGCAUCUCUAUCUUGCGUAAUUUAACAGAACUAAGGAUCAGUGACUUAAAUGGAGGGGGUUCAGUGUUUCCCAACUUAAGUAAUAUGACAAGCUUGCAAAGAUUAAUGCUGAGGAGCUGUGAUUUAUCUGGACCUAUUCAUGAUUUAUCAGCAAUGACAGUGUUAAAUAUCUUAGAUCUUAGCUUCAACAAAUUGGAAGGAAGUAUUCCUGAUCUUGAAGAUCUUACUGAGAACAGAUUGCAGUACUUGUAUUUGACAAGCAACUUGCUCAAUGGCUCUAUUCCAGAAUGGAUUAAGAACAGAGAUAACCGCUACCAAAUAGAUGUUUCUUACAAUAAUUUUUCGAAGAUCUCUGAGCCAUCUACAUGUAGCGAAUACCUGAAUGUCUUCAAAAGCUCUGCUGUACCAAACAACACAUUAUCCGGAGCGUGCCUGGACAAAUUUCCAUGUACAGAAGUUCAGUACUCAUUGCAUAUAAACUGUGGUGGGAGAGCAACCACCAUUGGAGACAUCAAAUUCGAAGAUGAUACAGAUCUUGGAGGUGGAGCAAAAUUUGUUCCGACGAGACCUAACUGGGGAGUCAGUAGCUCUGGAUUUUUCUGGGAUACUGACCUCACCUCUAAAGACUACAUAGCAAAUAAUGUAUCAACACUUGGAAUGGAAAACUCUCAGUUGUACACGAAUGCACGCCUCACUCCUCUUUCUCUCACAUAUUAUGCAAACUGCUUAGGAGAUGGAAAGUAUACUGUGAAACUUCACUUUGCGGAGAUAAUAAUCCGAGCCAAUAGAUCUUUUUACAGUGUUGGAAGACGGAUAUUUGAUGUCUAUAUUCAGGAGAAACUUGUAUGGAAGGAUUUUGACAUCGUAAAGGAAGCACAAGGGGUUGAUAAGGUAUACAUUAUGAAAACAAAUGCAGUUCAAGUUACAAACAAAACUUUAGAGAUUCGGUUUCAUUGGUCUGGAAAAGGCACGACAGCAUCCCCUAGACGAGGAGUCUAUGGACCCCUUAUAUCAGCCAUUUCUAUAGAGUCUGAGUUCAAGCCUCCUAAAACUCAUGACAGCAAAAGAAGGAUGUAUAUUGUGGUUGGAGUUUCAGUUGGAGCUUCAGUUUUGUGCCUCUUCUUCAUCAUUUUUGGCAUUCUUUGGUGGAAAGGCUGUCUGGUGGAUAGCCAGACAUCACGGGAAGAAGCUCUGAGAGGACUAGAUCUGCAGACUGGCUUUUUCACCUUGAGGCAAAUUAAAGCUGCAACUAAUAACUUUGAUCCUUUAAAUAAAAUUGGGGAAGGUGGUUUUGGUUGUGUCUACAAGGGCAUAUUAUUGGAUGGCACUACAAUUGCAGUUAAGCAACUCUCUUCAAAAUCAAAGCAAGGAAAUCGUGAGUUCGUGAAUGAAAUAGGCAUGAUAUCUGGUUUACAACAUCCAAAUGUGGUUAGGUUAUACGGUUGCUGUAUUGAAGGAAAUCAAUUACUAUUGGUAUACGAAUACAUGGAAAAUAACAGCCUUGCGCAUUCUUUGUUUGGGGAAGAGAAAGGCGUCCUAACACUGGACUGGCCUACAAGGCAAAAAGUAUGCCUAGGCAUAGCAAGAGGUUUGGCUUUUCUACACGAGGAAUCAACACUGAAGGUUGUACAUAGAGACAUCAAAGCUACGAAUGUAUUACUGGACCAAGACCUGAAUGCUAAGAUUUCGGACUUUGGUUUAGCCAAGCUUGACGAAGAGGAGAACACACAUAUUAGCACAAGAAUUGCUGGAACUAUAGGAUAUAUGGCACCGGAAUAUGCACUCUGGGGCUGUUUGACCUACAAAGCUGAUGUCUACAGUUUUGGUGUUGUUGCACUGGAAAUUGUUGCCGGAAAGAACAACAUGAAGUUUCGACCAAAUGAUGAUUUUGUAUGCCUUGUGGAUUGGGCCCUUGUUUUACAACAAAAAGGGAAUUUGAAGGAGCUGGUGGAUCAGCGGCUCGGAUCAGAUUUCAAGGAGGAACAAGCGAUUAGAAUGGCUAAAGUAGCUUUGUUAUGCACCAAUUCAGCACCAUCGCUUAGGCCUACCAUGUCCGUAGUAGUGAGCAUGCUAGAAGGGCGGACCUCCGUCCCUGAGUUGAUCAUGGAUCCUAGCAUUUAUGGUGAUAAAAUGAGGAUGUCAGCCUUGAGACAACAGUUUGAUCAAAUUGUAAAUGACAGCUCAAUUCGAUCUCAAACGAGCUACACUGAUUCUCAGAGCCACCUUCGUUCAUCAGAUGUACCAUGGACUGGUUCUUCGGGUACUACUACGUCUUCAGAUCUCUACAAACUUAAUCCUUAGUUCUUGGUAACGUAGACACCAAGGAAAGAGUUUCUUGCACAGUUUUUCUUGUUUCUUUCUGAAACCAUACUGUAAACAUUCUGCAAAAAAAUCUAAAUUGCAUCUUCAAAGUAUCAAGAAGUGAUCUUGAACCCGAACGUGUAUGUUUUCGGCAGAUUAAUUCAUGUAAACUCAUAUAUCUUGAUUUAUGUACUUAUUAGCACCAAUGUGAGUUUGGUCGAAUUGCAACAUCAACAGAAAAACAUUGCAAGACGUGUUCUCUCUGUAAAAGGAAACUUUCCGUUACUUUAAUCAUGUAAUUAGCCUACUUGAUAGA